AUGGUGGGUCUUGGAAAAUUUAGCUUGAGUUCUAAUUCGAACGACUCCAAGGGUGAGACCCUCGAUAAUAAAGAAUCAAAGGACGUCAAUGCUGUUGCACCUAUAGAUACCGACAGUGAGAGCGUCAACGCUGGUGAGCUUGUCGUCUUGGAUAAAGGUGAUAGAAGAAUUGGUCUCAUCAGUGCCGCUUUCCUGAUCACCAACAGAAUUUUGGGUACCGGUAUUUUCUCUGUUACCAGUACCAUUUUAACCUUGAGUGGUUCCGUCGGUGUUACUUUGAUUUUGUGGGUUGUCGGUAUGAUUAUCGCCCUUGCUGGUUUGUACGUUUAUGCUGAGUUUGGUUCUUAUCCCUCUAGAUUGUUGCAGAGAAAUGGUGGUGAGAAGAACUACUUGGAGUACGUUUACAAGAACCCAAAGUUUCUGGUCACCUGUAUGUAUGCCAUGUAUGUGGUUCUGCUAGGUUGGGCUUCUGGUAACUCUGUGGUGUUUGGUGAGUAUAUUUUGAACGCUGCUAAUGUUGAGCCAACUGAAUGGGCUGCCAGAGGUAUUGGUAUUGCAUGUGUCUCUUUUGCCUUUUUGAUCAACACCUUGAAUGUUAAGGCCGGUCUUUUUGUGAUGAACACUUUAGGAUUCUUCAAAGUUGCCAUUGUGCUUCUUAUUUCGGUUACAGGAUGGGUUGCACUAGGUGGUGGUAUCAACAAUUCUGAGUUCGAACCCACUGGUGCCUUCAGCAACGCCUUUGAUGGUGAUUCUCCUUCUGGAUAUGGUAUCGUCAUGUCCCUUUACAACGUCAUUUGGGCCUUCGUGGGUUACAGUAACGUCAACUACUCACUUUCUGAGGUUAGAAAUCCUGUUAAGGCUUUGAAGAUUUCUGCUCCAAUUGCUGUCAUCUCUCUAGGUGUGAUCUACAUGUUUGUUAACAUUGCAUAUUUCGCUGUUGUACCUGGUGACGUUAUUAGGUCUUCAGGUAGAAUUAUUGCUGCACACUUUUUCAGAAUUGCCUUUGGUGAGACAGCAGAGAGAGCUUGUUCUGUCUUCGUGGCUCUGAGUGCUUUGGGAAAUGUUAUUUCCGUUAUUUUCUCUCAAGGUCGUAUUGUGCAACAAUUAGGAAGAGAGGGUGUUUUGCCAUUCUCCUCUUUCUUUGCUUCUCAAAGACCUUUCAACUCUCCGUUCACCGGUUUGUUUGAGCAUUGGGUGAUCUGUGUCAUCACAAUUGUUGCCCCACCAGCAGGUGAUGCUUACAACUUUGUUAUGAACUUGAUUUCAUACCCACUUAACAUUAUUAACUUCUUUGUUGCCAUCGGUUUACUUUGGUUACACUAUGAAGCCCGUAAGGGAAGAAGAGAAUGGACUCCUGUCAUCAAGUCACCAAUCGUAGUGACUUUCUUCUUUGCCCUUGCCUCUCUGUACCUGGUGGUAGCCCCAUACAUUCCUCCUACUGGUGGUCAAAACGUCUACAACGAUAUGCCUUACUGGAUUCACUGUGUUGCUGCCUGGGGUGUCUUUUUCGCCGGUGGUGUCUAUUGGGUUAUCUGGGCUAAGAUCUUACCAAGAUAUGGUAAGUACAAGCUGGUUUCCCGCGAUGUCUUGGAGGACGACGGUUUCUGGAGAAACAAGUUCUUCAAGAUUCCUUAUGGCUCGGAACUUUCUGAGGAAGAAUUCAUCGAAGAGCACCAAAAGAAUUUGUAA
Molecule: messenger RNA, 1689 nt
Organism: Komagataella phaffii GS115
Lineage: Eukaryota; Fungi; Ascomycota; Pichiomycetes; Pichiales; Pichiaceae
Product: High affinity methionine permease
Exons: 1
Coding region: 1-1689 (562 amino acids)
Biological process (GO): amino acid transmembrane transport
Cellular component (GO): membrane
Molecular function (GO): L-amino acid transmembrane transporter activity
Source: RefSeq, a predicted model, not a curated record